UCUUCUAUUUAUUCUGAGAAUUCUUAACCACUUUCCCUUGCUUUUGUUAUCUUAAUUUCAAUUUUGUUAAACCGGGAACUGUAGGUAGUGACUGUACCGAUUUGGAAAAAAGAGACUGAGAAGACAGGAGUUCUCACUGCUGCAUCAUCAGUGAAAGAAGUUCUCCAAGCUGCUGGGGUUAGAGUUAAACUUGAUGACACAUCAGAACGAACCGCAGGAUGGAAGUUCAAUUUCUGAGAGAUGGAGGGAGUCCCUAUAAGGAUUGAAAUUGGUCCACGCGAUGUAUCUAGCAACUGUGUUGUUGUCUCGAGGAGGAAUAUACCGGGAAAGGCAGGGAAAGUUUUUGGAAUAUCAAUGGAGCCGUCAACGUUAGUAUCAUAUGGAAAAGAGAAGCUGGAUGAGAUCCAAUCAUCACUUCUAGAAAAGGCUGUAACAUUCAGAGAUAUGUACUUUUUUUUUUGGUUGUAUUCUUAUCUUGUUUGCCACAUACUAGACUCUUCCCCACCACAAUUUUUCUGUUGUUGUGCAGUAACAUAGUGGAUGUGAAAUCCUACGAGGAGCUCAAAGUUGCAAUAUCUUCAGGGAAAUGGGCAAGAGGUCCAUGGUCAGCUAGUGACUCGGAUGAGCAAAGGGUAAAAGAAGAAACGGGUGCGACCAUUCAGUGUUUCCCGUUUGAACAGACUUAAGGGAUCAAAACAUGUCUGAUGACAGGAAAUCGAGCAGAGGAAGUUGAAAUCUUUGCCAAGUCUUACUAAAGAAGUCCCUCGUUUUUACGCACAUUCCCUAAAUCAUAUCAAAUUUCUGCUCUAUUUCAAAAGAGUCCAAAAGUUCUAACUGAAGUACAAAAUAAAGAUGAACUAUAUUUUCAACAAAUUUAUUACAUCUUCUCUUUUCUUAUUUUAACUAUUAUAUUUAAUUGUUAUUAUCCAAAUAAUUUGACAGCAUUUAUUAUAGAAAUAUAAAACAAAACUUAUCUAUUUUAAAGUGCUUUAUUAUAUUUUUCACAUUCUUUCGUUCACACUUUUUAAUUAUUUCAUUAAUUUUCUUUACCAUAAUAAUUUGGUAUCAUUUAUUUUACGUGUUAACUAUGAUAAUUUCACAUGUUUAAAUGAUUUUUUUCCCAUCGGAGACAAAAAUUCAAAUCAGUUAACAAAAUACUUUUUAUUUGUUUACAAAAUUAGUUAGGUAUGGGCACUCAUAUAUCCGAUUGGUACGGAUCAAAUCUUUCGGAAAUCGAGUUUUUUGAGUUUUAAAAUUAGCCUCAGUUCAGAUAUUAUAAACUUUCGAGUGGGGUUCGAGCCGGAUCUUUCCAGAUCUGGGUGGAUACGAUUCUAAUGUACAUGAACUUAAAAAUGAACAAAAACCUAUGUGUAUUUAAAUGUCAUUAAACAAUUUAUAAAAAAAACUAACGCCCAUGCGGACGCCUGAUCAAGCUCUAAGCAAAUUUUUGUUUCCGUGGACCCUCUGGUAGUUUCUUUUAUUUGUCCCCAAUAACUCCCAGUUGCCUUUUUUUUUUGCUGUAAAACAUUUCUAAAUUGCUGGAAAAAAUUGUUUACAUGCUUUCUAUUGUAAAGAAAAUAAAAUAUUAAAUAAUCAAAGAUUUUAUAAGGCAAAUUCCUUUUAUUGCCUACUUAACUUCAUGGUUCGAUUUGGCUGAUUAGAAUCUGGUAACUAUGUUAUAGUCCGUUUCUAAGAGUUGGGUUGACAGGAAGUGAGAUGUUACUCAAUUCUAAACGGGAAAACGACUUACUCGUGCCCGAACUAUAGGUCUUUGGGAAAAACAUGCCUACACUUUUCUCAUGUGCUAAUAUAUGCUUGAACUAUAUAUAAUUUGAAUUACAUACCUGAAUUUAUAAAGUUCACACCAAUUCAUACAUCGACAUAAACACUGUUUAAUCGUAGUUAACAGUGCUGACUAAGAUGAUUAUGUGGCUGAUUAGUCAGCUUCACAUACAAAUAUGCCGAAAAAACACAGAAUAUAACAGGUUAAAGUUUAAAUAUUAUGGGCCGAAUGUGAUACUUAAUUUGGGCAAAAUAUUAAACUGUUUUGGCCAUUGUAAAACGGCGCCGUUGAAAAAACGGAUGCAUCAUCUUCCUCUUAACCUUAUGAAAAGGACGAGAGAGAGGCAAACAUAUCAGAAAAAAAUCCAUUUAGAUUGGUUCUUUUUGUCGACUGAAACAUCUCUCAAUCUUGACUGAACUCGUGUAUCGUUAGCUGGGAAUUUCGCCUGGAAUAAUGAGGUAAGUCAUUGAUUAACGGCUUCAAAAAAAAAAUUGUAGCUUGGGGUUUAGUUGCGAUUGACUGCAAAUGUCUUUCAAUUUCAGUAAAGAAGGAGAUACCACAUUUCAGAUAAGUUAUGGUGGAAAGUUUGUGAGUGAUGGUGGAGAUAUCUCCUACAUGGGAGGUGAAACUCAUAUAUUUCAGACAAAAGCUCAAGCUUUGUUUAGAGGUUUGAAGAAUGAUUUCCCAUGUCUAUGGAUGGUCAGCAAAUCUGGUACAAACUACUGUAUGAUUCCAUGAAACAUCUCAAAAUCUUAAUUUAUGGUAGUCAGAGCUUUGCAAGGAUGUGUGAAGCUUCAAAGUGGACUAAGUUUAUUGAAAUUUUUAUGGAGCAUGAAGAUGUGAAUGAUGAAGAAAAAAAAUGAAGAUGUGAAUGAUGAAGAACAUAAUGAAGAAGGAGAACCAGAAAGACCGACUGGCGAGACAGAAUAAGAUGAACCGGAGGGACUGAAUAACGAGACAUAAGAAGAUAGUAAUGAAAAUGAAGAUCGUGAAUUUGAAGAAGACAUACGUGUUGAAGCUGCUGUGGGUGAGAUUUCUGAUGAUGAAGAUAAUGAAAACUACAAAAACACACCUCCUUGUUCUGAUGGCGAAGAAGAAGAAAAUCCUCGGCCUUAUCAAGGAUGGAAGAGAGGCAGUGGAGAGUUACAUAUUAGGAAACUGUUUGAUAGUGUGAAAUUCUUCAAAGAUGAUGUAUUUUAGUAUGCACUAAAAGGAGGUUAGAAUCUUCAAUUCACGAGAUGGGGCGAUGUAAAAUCUGAGGCAAUAUGUGGAGUAGAAGUGGAUGAAGGAGAAACCCCAUGUUCUUGGAGAAUAUAUUGUUCGUAUGAAGAAUAUGUGUUCUCAGUGGAUGGUGAAGACAUUUCAAGAUGUCCACACUUGCUUCAAAGAUGGACGUUGCAAGAUAUUGUUAGAUUCACGCAUAGCUAAACUAUUCUUAAAUGAAGUUAGGGAGGAUCCGGAAAUGAAACCAAAAGCAAUCCAAGAUCAGAUUCAGCUGCAUUAUGAUUUGAAUCCAUCUGAUGACCAAUGUCAGAAAGCGAGGAAGAAAUGUUUGGAUCUAUUUCAAGCCAAGUAUGAUGAACAAUUUCGUAGGAUUAAGGACUACGAAGUCGAAAUUAAAAGGUGAGACAUUCACUUAAAGCUUUGUAAAUUGUGUGUGUGUUCAACACUUUUUUUGGUGGACAUGACAAAUGAAGGAUCACCAACUGAUCUUCAGUCCGUCAUUGGGACUGGUGGACUUGAAGGUUUUGAUCGUUUCUAUGUUUGUUUUGCUGUUCUCCGAGACAUACGGCUAGCCUCAUGUCGACCUAUCUUUGGGAUAGAUGGGUGUUUCCUCAAAGCCACAAACAAAAGGUCAUCUUCUAGCUGCUGUGGGAAGGGAUGCAAACAACCAGAUAUACCCUUUUGCUUGGUCUGUUGUGCAUAAAGAGAACACAUACACAUGGGCAUGGUUCUUGCAUAAGCUGAAGAAUGAUUUAAAUCUUGGAAAUGGAGAUGGUUUCACCCUUGUUUCAGACGACAAAAGGUAAGUGAUGAUUCAAUAUGUUUUAGUUAAUUCUUAAAUGAUUUUCUUAUGGUCUCUAUGUUUGUUAUGGUGGCUAAUUAGGGGUUGCUUAUAGCUGACGAUGCUGAGAUGCCAAAUAUUGAGCACAAAAUGUGUGCAAGACAUAUCUACAGGAAUUCAAGGAAGCUACAUCCUAACAAGCCUCAGUUGAAAAAGUUGUUUUGGAGUGUUGUUGAAAGUCACAAUGAAGCUGACUACAAAUCAAGUUUGAAAGUGUUAGAAGAGUAUGACAAAGAAGUUUAUGCAGAUUUGAUGGCCAGAAGACCCGAGACUUGUAGCAUAGCCUCUUUCUUGACUGCUCUUUGUUGUGAAGAUGCUCUCAACAACAAUCCAGAGCCUUAUAAUAGGACACUAGAGAAGGCACGUGCAAUGCCAUUGGUGGAGAUGCUAGAGACAAUGAGAAGAUUAGCUAUGAAACGUAUUGAUUUAAGGAAGAAGAUAGUCACGGAUUACAAAGGAAAGUUCAGCUUGAAGGAUACUAAGAUGAUAGCAUCUAAGACAAAAUAUAGGAAGUAUUGUAAAUCUCUUCCUGGACCUACUGGUGAGUUCGAGGUCUCUGAAGAUGGAAUGCGGUAUGCAGUUGAUAUGAGAGCAAAUACAUGUAGCUGUAGGAGAUGGUGGUAUUUGAGUGGGAUUCCCUGCAGACAUGCGCUUCGUUUCGUUUUGGAUCAAAAGAAGACAUAUAAGACCGACAAUUUGGUGUCUGAUUGGUAUUUGACUUCUAAGUGGCAACAUCAAUUAAUACUCAGACUCGAUCAAACCAGUAAAAGGGAUCACGUUUAAGAUUCCAUCUGGUGAUUCAACAAUACAAGCGCCACCAAGAGAGAUCUCCAAAGGGCUCAAGAAGAAACCUCAACAAAGAAUCAAAGGAGUUAACGAGUCUUCAACAAAGGAAAAAAGUAACUGGUCACAACCGUGUGAUGCAUUGUUCAAGGUGUGGUUUUCCUAAACAUAACGCUUCUAAGUGUCCUAAUCCUGGAGUUCCUUGUCAACCUCGUCCACCUAGGAAGCAUAAAACAACUAUAUCACAUGAUAAAGUUGCAGUCGAUCCUGAUGAAGGACCUUCUCAAACUCAACAAACGCAGACUUGAAGAUUUCAUGAUGAAGUUGCACUCGUUGCUGGUUAUUUUCAAACUUUUGUUAUUUUCAGACACUUGUUGUUUUCAGACUUAUGUAGUCUUAUGACUUAAUUCUGUUCUUUUCAAACAGAUAUGCUAGUAAUUUCAGUUUCAUGUUUCUUGAUUAUGAGUACUCUUCCAUAUAGCUAAAUUUAUUAUGUGAUUACUCUAAUAAUUUUUUUUUUAAAUAUGAUUUGUGUGGAGGCCGAAGUUAUGACACAAACACUAAAACAUAAGUCACAACUUAAAAACGUUUCUCAAUUAGUAUAUAGAGGAUAGUAUAAUACCAUCACUUAAUUUCAUGCUAUUAUACACAAUCGAUUCACAAUUAUCACAUGGUAUCACUUUUUCAAAUUUUAGACACAAGUAUAAAAUUUCAAAUAUAAUAAAUUAUAGUAGAAUAAAUUUUAUCUGAUAUAUUCAUAAAUUAUAGUACUUAUAUAUAAAAUAUAACUAAAGAUAUUUCAUAAAUUAUAGUACUUAUAUAUAAAAUAUAACUAAAGAUAUGUCAGUACUAAAUAAAAAUUAUACCCAAGAUUCAAUACGUUUAAAAAUAUAUUUCCGUAUAUUUUAACAUCUGAAAUUAUGUUAUAACUAAAAUAAAAAAAAAUUAUAUGUUAAAAUAUUUUCAAUAUUUUAAAAUAUCUAUACGUGUUGACAUUAUCAUCGAAAAGAGACCUGAUAUAAGUUUUAAUUUAAAACAAAAACCACAACGAUCUCAUUUUCUAAAAACAAUUUAUAAUAAUAAGAAAAACAAUUUGAAAAAUGUUACAGCUACUCUUUAUAUUGAAACAUAUUUCAAAAUCAUAGAAUAAAUGACAUAAAUCUACUAAAUAUAUGUGCUUACAAAACUAUAAAUUUACAUAAAUCCUAUUUAAUUAAUUUUAAUUGAUUUUAAAAUCUAUAUUUAAAAGUUUCAAUUAAGUCGACUAUCCUAAACCAAUAUACAAUUAAUGAGUAGACAUUUUACAAUUACCAUUUUUUGGGUUAUUCAAUCGAAUAUGUAAAAUAUAUAUCAAGGACAAACAGGUUGAAUAAAUAGAUUUUUCAUUUGAUUAUGAAGUAACAAACAUAUUAAUAGUUUUAUCAACAAAAAAAUAAUCUCAGUCUUUCAAAGUGUAUGUCAAAAUCUAGUAACUAAAUUAAACUGUGAAGAUUCAUUGGUGAGUUUAUUAAUGAUUCUACACCAGAAGUUCUGAGUUUCGAGUCUCAGAGAAGAUGAAAUUAUGCGAGUAAAUAGAGACAAAAGCUUACAUGAGAUUUGCAGCAUGGUGCAAGGGGUAUCGCCAAACAUGGAUCCAAUAGAACGGCUUUUGUGAUGCACUCAUGCGUAAAUCCUCAUAAUGCAAAUAGAAUUAUCAGCCGUAGAAUCGUAUGUAAUAUUUUUCAUUGUUUGUAAUAACACAAUUGUUCAAUUAUUCAGCAUUUAAAAAAAAAAUUAAACCGUCAAGCGAUCCAAACAAAACAAAGUAAAAUAUAUAUUAGGUUUUGGACCAUGAGAAAAAGUUAAAAAUAAGUACACUUUGAAACAAUGGGCCAAAUCCCGAUAUAUAUUUUACUUAUUUCAAACAGCGGUACUGAGUUUUGGUCCAUAAGAAAAAAAAAUAAAAAAGUGCACUUACAGUUUACAGUUGGACCUGGGUUCAAGUUAGAACGGUUUAUCAACGGAAAAGCGUGAUUCGGGCUAGAGCCGUGCCAGAUUAGUGUUAUUCGGCCUUUAAAUCGAAGAUAAAAAAAAUCACUGUUUUUGACGAUUAUAAGUUUCAAAUCAUAUCUGCGUGUUUGAUUUGAUACAUUUUGAUCAAAACUUACAAGAAUAAGUAGAAAUAUUUGUGAAACCGUGAAAAUAUGAAAAACCACUGCAAGUUGCUGAAAAAUUGCAGGGUAAGGUCGAAGACAUGGCUAAUUUUGUUCUUCUAAAAUUUAUUUAACGUAAUUGUUUUUUUUUUUUUUUUUUGUCACAACGUAAUUGUUUUCUAUAAAUGAAAAACUGGGCCUAACUCUGUCCGAACCCGAGUAUAACUGUUUAAUAUACUUGCCACUAACCAUUAGACUCGGCGUUCUAAAACGCGUUCAUUACGCAUUAGAUAAAUGUAUAGCGCAUAACCGUACAGGCGGAGGCGUAAACGGUGUAUAUAUGAAUAUAUAUUUUUAUACAAAAUAUAAAUAUAAAACUAAUAUAUACAUGAUUUUUACAAAAAAUGAUUAUAAAUAUAUUUUAAAUCCAAUUUUAUGUAUAAGUAUAUAGUUUAACAUAUAUAACUAGUUUAAAAUUAUAAAAAUUAAACCUAUUUUAAAUAAUAAAGAUGAUAAAUUUAAAAUGAUUUUGCAACAAUUAUACUAAUAUCUACAAUCAUAUAAAUAUAUAAAUUAAGUAAAAAUAAUAUAAAUAAUAACAUUAAUAAAAUAUAAUAAUAAUAUUAAUAGUUUAUUUUUUUGAAUAUUAUGCUUAAAAUCCGCCUAGACUAUACAUAAUAUCCGCCUAAAUGCUGUUAUUCACCCAAAUUAUAUAAAACCGCAUAAAACACUGUAUAACAUAAAAAUAGUACGGUAGGCUACCGUGUAGUGCCUAAACGCCGCCUAAACGGACGUCUAGACCGUAUUUUAGAAUACUGAUAUAACUAUAUUACAACAACUCUUAUUGUGCACAUUAUUAAUAUAUAAAUCCAAAAACAGAUAAAAACUAUAAAAAUACUCCUUAUUAUACAUGUAUAAUCUCUGAUUAAUUAAUUCGACACUAAGCCCUACUCAACCGCAUGCGGCGCCUAGAGAGUCUCGACAUUUGUUAUUCAACAUCUCUGAUACUAAAUUAGCAUGUAGUGUUUUGAUUAUUCAUCAGAGUGAUAUGUUCAUAAGUAUAUUUAAACUAUGAUAUAUGUAUUUUAUUAUUUAAGAAUUAUAAAGUAGAAUUAAAAUUUUGAAACGAGUAUUUGUUGCAGCUUUAUGUUUUGGAUUACAUGAAAUUUUGUCCAAAGUCUGUAAUUCUCUCAUAUCUAAAAAGCCAAGAUUAUAUUAACUACGUAAUAAUCUGGCUUUACGCUGGUAAUAUAUCCAAAUAAUAGAUGAUAAAUUUGGGAAAUUUGAAUCAUUUACAUAAAAAUAAAAUAAUUUUAAGUAUUGGACCUUAUCGAAAUUUCGGAUUUAAAAUUAAUUUCCAAUAUCACAAACUAAUACUUUCCAAUACCACAAACUAACACAUCAUGUGUUAAUCAUAAUCAUGUGUUAAUCAUAAAAAUAUUAAGAACUUGCAAACUAUGUAUUAACCUAGUCAAACGAUAUAUUAAAUAUUUUCAAAACUCACCGCCUCGAUAUAAACUUCUUAAACAAGCAAAAAAAAUCAUGCAUACAUUAAAUAUAUUUUUAUAUUACAGUCUAUAAUACAAUAGUUGAAUAGUUUAGGGUAGGUUGACAAAAAAAAAAGUUUAGGGUAUAUACAUUAACAUACCCAAAGGAAAGGAAAUUAUGAAUAUUGCCAAAUAUUUAUUACUUAUAUACACGCUCAAAAUACAAUACACAUUUGAAUACAGUACAAACAAUUUGACUUUAGACUAAACCAUUUUGAUUCUUUUAGGGUUUAGAUUAUGUAAUUAAACCCAUUCAAAAUUAAAGAAGAAAACAUUAAAUACACGUAGAUAAAGUAAUUAAAAUUAUAGAUGAUAAAUUUAAAAACACGUAGAAGAACAAUUAUAUAGUUCUAUAUAAAUGUUUUCUGAAAGAUAAGUUAUUGUUUGUAACAUGUACAAUGAAUAUGAAUGAGUAUUUUCCAAAUGAUUACCAAGCACAACUUGAUUGUUCUUAUUAUAAAAUUUCAAUAAGUUAUAUAAGUAAAAAGUAUGUAAUGUAAAAGUAAAUAAAUAGUUAUAAUUAUAUAUUGCUUAAAAAGGUCAAUAGAGUUAGCAUAAAACUAUAUUUAGUCAUGCAUAAUAUUUUUUGUCCAAAUGUUACCACAAAUGCUUAUUCAUACUUUACAAAAUAAUUACGAACUCGAUUCUUCUUAUUAUAAACUUAUCAGCGUGUGUGAUUAAUACAUUUUGUAAGGGAAUAUUGACUGGUUGAAAAUGUAUUAAGAUUAAUAUGGAAAAUAUAUUAUGUUUUACUAAGGGAAUUUAGACGAUGAAUUUGAUGUGAUUUAUUUUAAUUAAUUUUGUGAUUUUAUUUUUUAAUGUGUUUUGGGAGAAUGCGUGAUGACACGUCAGUUUUGUUUUUGAGAAUCAAUAUGAAGCAAAAAAUCAUAUUAUUAUGGCAUUAAAUAUAUUUAAUAUUAUAUAUACUCUAUAAUAAAAUAAUUACGAACUCGAUUCUUCUUAUUAUAAACUUCUCAAUGUGUAUGAUUAAUACAUUUGUGUAAGGGAUCACUACAGAAAAAACGUCUCCGUAACGACGAAAAGUUACAAGGAAAUUUUUUCCUCGUAAAUUAACUUACAAGUAAUUUACGAAGAUGUUGUGAGACAAAAUGGAAAUUCAUCAUAAUGUAGACGUAAAAUUACAAAGAAAACGUUUCGUCGUAAAUGCCUUGUAAAUUUACGACGAAAGUACAUCGCGAACAAUAUUUGUCGUAAAUUUACGAGGAUAUUACGAUGAAACAUGUUACCGUUAUUUAUUGGUGAAAACGUGUAUUCAAUGCACUUUGAAUUGCCUAAUUUCAUUGUGAAUUUCUUGUAAAACUUAUGUAAAACCCUAGUAAAGUUUUCCUAGUAAAAUCAUUGUUAUACUUCACCUACCAAACUCGAAAUAUUUUCUGUAUAUAUGUCAUUUCUUACGACUCAUUCUCUCAUAACACACAAAGGAAAAUAAGAAAAAAAUUCUGAAAAAAAAAUUCAAAUUUUUUUUUUAAAAAAAUGCCCGAAACAAUUCCCCAAAAAAAUUUCCAAAAAAAAAUUCCCAAACAAAAUGGCGGAUGGCGCUAAUAUUUACGAGUUACGGAGUUGGAUGUAUUCCCAUAAAGAUUCGGAAGAGUGAGUGACGAAUGCAUUUCUGAGCAGACUAGCGACAUUCAUGUACCAGGCGGACUCUUCACCGAUCAUGCAGGAAAGCGGUAAGAUGUUUUGUCCUUGUCGAAAAUGCAAGAAUUCAAAAUUUGCACGUAGUAAAACUGUAUGGAAACAUUUAGUAAACGUAGGAUUUACACCAUAAUAUUAUAUUUGGUAUCAACACGGAGAGAGUUAUGGUGGAAAUGACACUAGUAAUAGUAAUAAUAAUUUUGAAAAUGCUGGUAAUAAUGAAAAACCUAAUCAUUUGCAUAAUGAAUAUAAUUACCAUCAAGAAGAGCAGAUGGUAGAUCAUGAUAGAGUUCAAGCCUUGUUCGGAAACUCGCUAGGUGCUACGCGUACGGCGCACCCGGGCCUAGCGAUUUAUUAGAAAAGCGGAAAAAACUCGGGGAGUAUGCAGAAAAUAAUUUUUUUGUAUUUUUAUAUGUAUAAUACUUCAUUUAUACGUAAAAUACGACUUUGUAUGUAUAAUACAUAUUUAUGUAUAAAAUAUCGUUGGUAUUAAAAUUCAUAGAUUUAUAAAUAUAUACCAUAAUGGAUAUAAAAUAUAAUUGUAUUUGUCAUUAACACAAAAAAAUAUAACUUUUUUAUACAUUCUAAAGAAUUAUUUAUUGUAAAUGUUAUUGAAUCUACUGGUCAUUCAACUAAAGUAAAUCAUGGUUGCAUUGAAUCUACUGGAUGUUAUAUUUUUAUUCAACAAAGGGUCAUAUAUGAAGGUGAUAUAGAUUACGUUGAGUCUUUGUCAAAAUCUUAUUGUUUUUCACAAUUAGGGUUUCUUAGAAUUUUAGAGAUUUUGUUGUCGGGAGAAGAGAAGAGAGUUGGUAAAGAUGUGGUUAAUGAUUUUUUGAGCUUGGGCUGGACAAAUAGUUCCAAAUAUUUGGGCCAAAUUUUAUUAUGCCGAGGAAGUAAAAGUUAUGCGUAGCAUUUUUUUUCUUAUUAAUCGGACGCUUUUUCAUUUAUACAUAUUCCACGUCACUUACGUGGCCGAGCGUAGAAUGUCACCGAACUGCCUCACCUCGCCACGGUCCCAUCCCGAAUCACGUUUAAUCGUUUGCGUAAUCGGCCAGGUGUCCGAUUUUUUGAACAAGGGGUUCAAGACAUGAUUACUGAUGCAUUUUUAGAAACAACUACAACAAUAGCUGAUGACUGGAAUUGAAGAAGAAUCGAAUUUGGAUGCAAAAAGGUUUUAUGAAAUGCUAGAUGCUGUAAAUCAACCAAUCUACACUGGUUGUAGAAAAGGUCUUCUCUAAAUUGUCUCUAGCAGCUAGGAUGAUGUAUUUUUAAAACGGAUCAUAAUUUACCUGAGAAUUGCAUGGAUGCAUGGGCGGAGUUGUUUAAAGAGUAUUUGCCAGAAGACAACGUGUCUGCUGAAUCUUAUUAUGAGAUUCAGAAAUUGGUUUAUUGUCUUGGGUUACCGUUGGAGAUUAUAGAUGUUUGCAUUGACAAUUCAUGAUCUACUGAAAAGAUGAUGAGAAGCUAGAAGAGUGUCGAUUUUGCAAGAAACCGAUUCAAACCGCAAGGACGUGGGAAGAAUAGGGUAUCGUACCGAAGGAUGUGGUACUUACCAAUUACAGACAUGUUAAAAAGAUUAUAUCAAUCUGAGAGGACUGUUGCAUCGAUGAGGUAGUAUGCCGAACAUGUCCAGAGGGAUGGCGAGGUCGCUCAUCCAUCAGAUGCAAGAGCGUGGAGACAUUUCAACAAGGUAGUCCCAGAUUUCAGUAGAAAUAUUUGGAACAUUUAUCUUGGGUUAUGCACCAAUGUAUUUAGUCCAUUUUGGAAUGUCUGGGAGACAAUAUUCUUUGUGGUCGGUCAUUAUUACGCCGCACAAUCUGCCGCCGAGAAUGUGCAUGGAACAAGAAUUUUUGUUCUUAACCAUAUUAAUCCCUGGGCCGAAGCAUCCAAAAACGGUCGCUAGAUGUUUUUCUUCAACCAUUGUUACAAGAGCUAAAGGAGUUGUGGUCAGAAGGGGUGAUGGCGUAUGAUUGUUCGUUGAAAAAUAAUUUUACGAUGCGAGCAGUUCUGUUGUGGACGAUAAGUGACUUUCCUGCUUAUGGGAUGUCGUCUGAUUGGACAACACAUGAAAGAUUAUCUUGUCCAUAUUAUCUUGGAUCGACGGAUGCUUUUCAACUGAAGAAUGGUAGGAAGAGUUGUUGGUUUGAUUGUCAUCGUUGCUUUCUUCCCAUUUCUCAUCUGUACAUAAGAAAUAUGACAUUUUUUAGGUACAAAAGAGUUGUCAGAGACAGUCCUCCUCCAUAUUUCAUUGGCCAACAGAUCGAAUCGGACAUUGAUUAUUACGGAGCUCAGGAAACAGUUAAGUGUAGUGGAAACUGGCAUGUUCCUGGAAAUAUGCCUGAUGGGUAUGUUGUGGCGCACAAUUGGCAUAAGAAUAAUAUAUUUUGGGAGUUACCUUACUGGAAGGAUUUUCUUUUACGUCACAACCUCGAUGUGAUGCAUAUAGAGAAGAAUUUUUUUGACAACAUCAUGAAUACAAUACUGAACGUCCGUAUGGACUUACCGUAUAUUUGCUCAAGAAGGGAGUUACAUAUCAAGAGCAAUGGAAACAUUCAUGUUCCUAUCUUUCGGUUGUCAUCAGAAGCCAAAACAACUUUUUUUUGACUGGGUUGCAUUAGAAGUUAAGUUCCCUGAUGGUUAUGUUUCUAAUAUGUCAAGAUGUGUUGAACGAGGUCAAAAGUUCUCAGGAAUAAAGAGUCAUGAUUGUCAUGUGUUUAUGCAACGACUACUUCCAUUUACCUUUGCCGAACUCCUACCAACAAAUGUACAUGAAGCAAUUGCAAGUAAAUAUUAAUUUAUAAUAUAUGUACAUAUGUUAUGAAAUGUUAUUAAUUGAGUUACUUUUGCAAUAUACAGCCAUCAGAGCCUUCUUCAGAGAUCUUAGCACACGUACGUUCAAGGAAGAAGUCAUCGAACAACUUCAUGAGAACAUUCCGAUCAUAUUGUGCAAUAUGGAGAAGAUAUUUCCGCCUUCAUUUUUGACGUCAUGGAGCAUGUAGUUGUCCACCUCCCGUAUGAAGCAUUGCUUCGUGGACCUGUUCACAAUAGAUGGAUGUAUCCGUAUGAGCGUUCUAUGAAACAUUUGAAGGGAAAAUCAAGAAAUCUUGCAAAGGUCGAAGGUUCAAUAGUUGUUGGGAGUUUGACAGCAGAAACAUCUAACUUCAAAUCAUACUACUUUGCUCCAACCGUUCGUACAAGAAAAAAAGUUCCUAGAAAAUAUGAUGAUGGAGGAGUACCGACAUCAUAUGCAGUUGAUGGCAUUCCUGACAUUUUCUGUCAAACUGGACGGUUUGGUGGUAAACUGAAAGAUGUAUAGUGGUCAUGUGAAGAACAUAAGCAUAGUCCCCACACUUAUAUUUUGCUCAACUGCAAGGAUGCAGUAAUCCGUUCCUUUGAGAGGUAAAUAUUCUUGUGAAUGUUAAUUAUAUGAAAAUUGUUAAUUAUAUAUGCUCUAAAGCAUUCAUUUUAUUUGCAGCAUGUUUGUAUCUCAAGUUGAAGAAGCAAUACCAGUAAUAUCCUCAACUGAGGUGGACGCACGGAAAGAUAAGCACUUUGUCAAGUGGUUAAAAUCACAUGUAUAUAUAUAUAUAUCUCAUUUUAACAGUGAUGCUUUAAGAUAAUUUUAACGGUGAUGCUUUUUGUAGGUUGAGUAUGACGAUCCAUAUUUACCCCAUAGGGUUUCAUGAUUUGGUCCAAGGUUCAGUAGCAAAGGUCACCACAUCACCUAUGUAUUUCACACGAGGUUUUACCUUUCACACAUACGAGAAUGGGAGACAUCGGGCAACAAGUAACAACGGAAUAUGUGUGAAAGGCGAAACAAACUUUUAUGGAUCUUGCAGGUGAUUAUUGAAGUUGAAUUUUCGGGGUUAUUGAAGCUAAAAUGCGUCCUCUUCAAAUGUGAAUGGUUCAACCCCGUUGUGAACCAAGGUGUUCGUGUUAACAAAUUUGGUGUUGUGGAUGUCAAUUCUGGGAGAAGAUACAGCAAGUUCGAGCCUUUCAUCCUAGCUUUUCAAGCCGAGCAAGUUAGCUUCCUUACAUACCCUCGCCUUUGAAGUUCUGGGAUAAAUUGGUUAGCUAUUAUAAAAAUUACACAUUGUGGAUGAAUUGUUGCUGGAGAAGAACCACCUUUGCAAGAAGAAGACACUAUCAAUGAAGUUGACGUACAUGAUCAACAACUUAAUGAAAUCUUUUUGAUCGAUCCGGAAAAUCAACAAUAUGAAUAUCUUUCCGAAGAUGUGACAGAUGAAGCACGUGAAGACGAGUUCGAUGGAAGCGACGAUGAUCAUUGUACUGAUCUUGAUGAGAACGAAAACGAUUCAGAAUGAUGUAAUCUAUGUAACAAAUGUUGUUUUUCUUUUUCAUUUUUUCAUUUUAAUAUAUGUGUAACAAAUGUUGUUUUUCUUUUUCAUUUUCUUAUUUUAAUGUAUAUGUAACAUAUGUUGUUUUAUAUAAUAUGUUUUCUUUUGGUUUUAAAAAAUUAAUGUGGAGAUUAGGGUUUAAGUUGGAUAAAGAGAUAAAGAGGAAGAAGAUGUAAAGAAGAAGAUGGUGUUAUAAGAUAAAUGAUUUUGGGGUUUAGGUUUUCAGGUUUCUGGGUUUAGGGUUAAGCCUCGUAAAGUCGUCGUUAACAAAAACACAUGCCUAGUAAAUUCGUCGUAAAUGAAAAAAGCAUGAGCGUUCCACAUAAAUUCGUCGUAAAUUUUCCACAUAAAUUCGUUGUAAAGUUAAAAACACGGGCAUGGUAAAUUAGUCGUAAAUAAAAAAAGGGGCCUGGUAAUUUCGUCGUAACUGAAAAAAUACGGGCCUGGUAACUUCGUUGUAACUUUAUGACGACUUUACGAGGAAUGUCUUUUCUUAUAUGUACGCGACACCUCAGAACGAGCCAAGCUCGUUCAUUCCUCCCAAACCCCUCUCCACUCCUCUAAGGUAACCUCUCUCUCUCUCUCUCUCUAAUUUUAAGUGGUUAGUAUCAGACUAAUAUUUUUAAAUUAGUUAGGUAUCAGAAUAAUAUUUUUAAAUUAUGUCGUUAAUGAUAAAACUAACUGUAAUUUUUUAAGAAAUUUAGAUGAGUUCCAGAAGAAAGCCAGUUGCACUUACUUACUCUCAGAUGUUUCAUGAUGGUGUUGGGACAUUUUCUUCCGGUCUAUCAUCUUCCGAGGCAGUUCCGGACUCACAGAAAUCUCAGAGAUUUUCUUGGAGUCCUCCUCCUCCUCCUGUACCUCAUAUGCCUCCCCCACCUCCUCCUCCAGCCGCUGCACCUCAGCCUGUUCCUGCAGGCGCAGUUCAUCCAGAUUUGCGUGUGCCUCCAUCUGCCCCAUACGCAAGAUAUACAGUGGAGGAUUUGCUCGCCCAGUCUAGACAAGAGGGCUUGGAUGUUCUGGAUCCCGAUAGACCGCCGGGAACUUAUUGGUAACUUAUUAUUUUUUAGUACAUUAAUUUUUUUUAAACAACUAGGUUCUCUUUUCAGGUUUGAGGCGAGCAACCGUGUUGGCCGGAGCGUGUCGGAGAUGGUCAAGGGCUACUACGACGGAGCCUACCCGAAUUGGAGCAAGACUCCAGACCACGUUAGGACGACUUGGUUUAAAUGUUUUGCGGUAAUAUAUUUUUAAAAAAAAAUCUAAUUAUAUAUUUAUAUCUAAUUAAAUAUUUAUUUUAGUUUUUUCAAAAUUUUGUUUGUUUCAGCAAAGGUGGCACUGGUCCUUGGGAAUCACCGAGAGGGUGAAGAGGGAGUUCGUUGCAAAGGUAAAGACCCACCUUUGCAACACUGGCUCCGAUUGGACGGACAAGUGGGAGAUCUACGGUUAUGACGGAAAGCCCACCGAGCUCACGAAGGAAGUAUGGGGAUGAUCUCAUCGCCUUUUGGAAGCUACCCUCUUCGAUCUGUAAGGCCAACUCCUGCUCCGCUUCCCGAAGAACGAUGGACAAAGAUACUCAUUUGCCCAUGGUUCACAGAACCGGACAAAAACCUCACGCCGGGAUCCGUCUAGAAGCUGUAAGUUGUUUCUAAUAUUUAUUUUGAAUUUUUUAAUUAAUUUGAAUUUUAAUGUUUAUUUUUAUUUAAUUUUUUUGUUUGUAGUAUGAGAAGACGGGAGUCUUACCAUCUCUGUCUGAUCUAUUUAAGAAGACUCACGCCACAUCGGACGGAAUUUUUGUGGAUCCGGCAUCCGAGAAACUCUUCAACGCAGUGGCUUCUCGGGUUGAAGAGCGGGAGAUGCAAUUAACCCAGCAGUCUCCCAAUGGAUUACCCGUCAAACUGACCACCGAAAAGGUCGACAGGAUAUUCGAAGAGGUAAAACUUUAUAAAUUUAUUUAAAUAAAUUUAGCUAUUUAAUAAAAUUUAACUAUAUUAACAUGUUUGUAUAGGUGGCUCCUAAAAAAAGGGACGGACGGUGGGCAUAGGUUCUGUUAACGAAGUUGCUAAAGCAACUGCGUCAUACGCUUCGAGACGGGAUGAAGAGAACUCUCAGAUGAGAGCUCGGAUAGAUAACCAGCAGGAUCGUUUAGACUCUCUUGAGGAUCUGCCGGACGUGAUGGCGGUGGGAAACCCGACUAUGCAGCGAGCACUAAAUGAGAGACGAGCAGCUCUCAGGAUGCCAAUACGGAAUUUCGAAGAUGCCGAUCCAGACCGUUCUCAACCGAGCACCGCCACCGACUACUUUGAUAAUAUGUAGUAGUUUUUUUAUUUGCUUCGUUUUGUAUUAUGAAUUUAAAUAUUAUGUUAGGACUUUUAAAUAGUUUUUUAAAAUAUGUUUUCAUUUUCAUAUUUCAUUUUAUAUUUAAAAUUUUUAAAAUUUAAAAUUUUAAAUAACAUUUUUAUUUUUAUUUAAUAUUAUAUGGUAAGAAACAACGAGAAUUCGUUGUAAAUUUUACAUGGAAUUUACAACAAAAUCCUCGUAACAUCGUCGUAACGUUUACAUGGAGCUUACAUGGGCAGCAUUGUAAAAUCCUCGUAAAUGUUACAUGGAGUUACAUCGAAAUAAUACGAGUACUUUACAUCGAAAUAAUACGAGUACUUUACAACAAAAUGUUACGUCUCGUUUACGACAAAAUGUUUCCUUCCGUUUUACGAGGAAAACAUUCUUCGUAAACUUUACCACGUGUUUAUGACGAAACCUUCAUACGACGGACGUUUAACAACGAAACACCCAUUUUACAACGAAUUUACAAAGAAUAUUACCCUCGUAAAAAAUAUGAUUUCUUGUAAUGGGACUUUUGACUUUUGAAAAUGUAUUACGAUUAGUAUGGAAAAUAUAUUAUGUUAUCUUAAGGGAAUUUGACGAUGAAAUUUGAUGUGAUUUAUUGUAAUUAAUUUUGAGAAAAUUGUUAUUUAAUGUGUUUUGUGAAAAUGCAUAAAGUGAUGACAUGUCAGCUUUUUGUGAGAAUUAUUAUGGAUAUAUAUGUCAACUAUUUUUUUAUUAAAAUCAUUGUGGUAACUGGCACAUUAACUUUUACCUUCAAAAUGAUUUUCAAAUAAUAAAUAGAGGAUUUUAUCAGAGAUGUCAAUUCUUCAUGGAACAUUUUUGCUUACAUAUAUUUCCAAUUGAGGUAACAACACUUGUUUUUAUUCCAACUUUCUUUAUUUUGAUGACCCCUAAACUAAGAAUUAAGGGAAAGAAAAGUUUAUGACAUGACUCAUUCAGCACUGAACAUAAUAUUUUGGUUGACUUAACAUUAUUUAGUUUGGUAACAUAUUCUGUAAGGAAAAGAAAAUGGAAACUUUUUAAUUGAUUUAUAUAAUUUACAUACACUAUUUCAUUUUCAUUUUGAAUGGUAAUAUUCAAUAUGUUUCUUUUUGCAUUCAAUAUCAUAUGUUUGACUUAUAAUCAGAACCAUAGAUUUUGAGAUGUAUACAGUUUAUAAGUGCUCAAACUGAAGAAGGCUGACCACAUACACAUACUUGCAUUAGAUCUUAGGAGUUGGUAAGAAUAUGUUUUCUUUCUCAUAAAAUCUGUUGACUGUUUCUUAGUUUUUGUUUCUCGACAUGCUUUUUAUCACGAAAUGAUGUCAACAUUUUAAAUUCAACAUUGUUAAUUUAUACGUACAUUUUUUUUUCUGAACUUGCAGGUGCUUCCAAAGUUUUGAGGAAAAGAAAUCGUAUAAAGGUAAACAUAUAUUUACUGUAUUCAAAUAAUUUAUGUAUAUAUAAUUAUUAUAUAUUCUUAUUGCAAGCAGCCAUAUCAGUUUUAAAAUGACAAAGAAAUUAUUAGUAUUGGGUCAAUUAGUGAGUAUUAGUAAUAUCAGUUGUCACGCAAGGUCGAAAAAGUUGUUGGUGGAUUUGAAUCUAUGAAAUUUUAUAGAGGUGAAAUUCAUCGAGAUAUCAAAUCUAAUCCAUGUUACCAUUCUCUGAGAUCUGUACCAUCUAGAUAUUAUCUAUAUAUUUAGAUUAAUAGUUUAAUAUAUAUAUAUGAACUCGUGGUCCCUCUGAUUCAUCUAUGUACGACUUUUUAUGAUAGGCUUAGGAAUCGAUGUGUUUCAUGAUUAAAAAUGAAAGAAGUUUCGCAAUGACAGUUUUUUUUUAUGGAUCUUGCCUUCUUAUGUCAUUGCACGACUGAUGAACAUUUAUUCUUCCCUUUUGAUCAAGGGUGUGCAGACAAUGAUCUUGAGUCAGAUAUAAUUGGAUGAAAACUGAAAUAAAUGCUAGAUUGUUAUGCUUUUAAUACCAAGAAUGUUUGUUAAAAUGUUCUUCAAAGUCAUGGAUAUUAUUUUCAGGUAAGAGCUCAUAGAGUCUUUAACUAGUUUUUAAGCUGUGAAGUAUAUCUACAGUGAUAUAUUCUAUAAUAGACAAUAGACAAUAGCUCCUGGUUAUGUUUUGUAUUAUUUCAUAUAUGGUUUAUUAAUGGAAUAUUAUUUUAUUGAAGCAUGGCAAAAACCAACUGUGGUGAGCUUAAGAGUACCAAUGACAGUGAGCUUCCUUGGAUGGCGAAAGGUAGCAAAAGUUCAACAAGGCGUGAAGAGAAAGCAAUUGUACGAGUUGCAGACUCAGAUGUUGAGAACAAAGACAAGAGUUCAUCAGGCACAAUGGCAAAUGAGUCAGAGCCUGGAAAGGUUUUUUCCCCUUUUCUUUGUGUUCCUCACGGUCUCACUACACUGACAUAUAUCUGAUUCGAUCCUUUCUGUUUAUGGCAGCUUCUAGGUAAGCAUGUGGCAGAAAGAGUAAGGCAUGUUCCAAUGAAAAAGCGGGGAAUGAUGGUUGCCUCCAUGUCACCAAGAAAGUCAUGUGGUCGACGUGGAAUCUCAGAACAUAGGCCGGAGAUCAACCAUGUUUGGAAGUUAAACCCAAAGAAUGAUAGCAGUGGUCCUGACUUUUCUGGUAUUGCGUUACUUGCGGAUGCUGCGUGUAAUUUGAGAAAUGAUCUUGCACCAGCUGUUGACCGUCUGCCUUCUGAAGAACCUGUUGUUCAGCAGCAAGAUGGCUCGACCAUAUUUCCCCAUGCGGUUGGUUCCACAGAUCAGGUGGGGCGAGGCAAAAAGGAUUAUGUAGCUCCUGAAAAGUCUUCGCUUGAUUUGGCUGCGAAGGGCAUAGCAAGCGUAGGAGGGAUGAUAAUAGCUACUAAGGGAGCAAGUGAAAGUGAAAAUUUUGCACCUGAUAGUGGAGUUGUCAUAAAGUCAGAUAAAUCAUCGGUCAGUGAAGCCACUGAGAAAAAGAAUUUAAGGUUACACUGGGACUUAAAUGUUUCUAUGGAUGCUUGGGGUCCACCUUGUGAUGUAGAAAAUGAUGCCUCUGAAAAAGAUGUGAAGGGAGCAAUCACAAAUCCAAUGCCUCCUAGAGUGAGCCAACCUAUUGAUGGUUUUGUUGUAUCAGCUGGGCAAGAAAAGUUUUCAUCAGCAUGUGGUCCUAAGGCUGAAGCAGCUGCUAGAAAUGGAAAUAAGUUCAAAUCUGGUUAUAAUUCCCCGCUUGAGGAUGGAGAAUUAAGGGAGCCAUACCGUAGGGGGAAAAAUAAGGUUGAAGAUGAAGGAUUCUACUCCAUGGCUGAAAAUAAUGACAACAAGAUGAAUGAUUCUGGUAAGAGAAUCUUGGCAGAGACUAAGCUGGGACCAUUAGAGCGUAAAUCUCAUGAUGCAUUGAGAAUUGGAGAGGCUCAUAACAGAAGGGACGUAGAGAAGAAUGAUGUGGCUCGCAUGAAUGAUUUGCAUCUUAAGAAGCGGUCUUCUUCUUCUUCAAGGAGGUUUGUGUCGAGACCAUCUAAGGACUUGCCUUCGCAUGAUGCCAUCCCAAGGACAAGGCAAGUUUUUUCUUUCCAUGCCUCAUCUUUAGGUAAUUUUACUUUUUAAUAGUUCAUUAUUAACCUAGUAAUGGUCCUUUUUGUUUCAGAUCUGAUGAUAAUGAAG
Brassica rapa (field mustard) is the source of this 20292-nucleotide messenger RNA. RefSeq lists its product as uncharacterized. Lineage: Eukaryota; Viridiplantae; Streptophyta; Magnoliopsida; Brassicales; Brassicaceae. The record is from RefSeq and is a predicted model, not a curated record.